UUUGCUCAUACCAUCUUCAUAUAUAUCCCUGAUCUUCAGAUCGGCCUUCUUAAUUUCUUGGUUUCUCUGUAUAAUCUAGAGUCGAUCGAUCCUGACAAAAGCAAGAAAUGGCAAAUUCAGGAUCCACUUGGACAGCCAAGCAAAACAAACUGUUCGAGAAUGCUCUGGCCAUGUAUGGCAAGGACACCGGCCCAGACCGCUGGCACAAUCUAGCCAGGGCAGUUGGGGGCAAAACCGUGGAGGAAGUGAAGAGGCAUUACGAGGUUCUUGUCGAAGAUGUCAGGCAGAUUGAGACUGGCCAAGUCCCCCUCCCCAAUUACAGAAAGAUCAGUACUACUACUGCAGCAACCAACAAAGGUUACAAUAAUUACAUGGAUGAAGAACAAAGGCUGAAGGGUCUGAAGCUCCAAUGAAGCCUGCAAAAUAAGAAGCCAAUGCCAAAAAAAAAAAAAAAAAAACAAAGGCAUUAUGUUUCUACAACUCUAUACAUAAAUGCAGUACUGCUAGUACUAGUACCACUCCAGGAAUAAAACCUGUGAUCUUAGACAUC
Molecule: messenger RNA, 550 nt
Organism: Juglans microcarpa x Juglans regia
Lineage: Eukaryota; Viridiplantae; Streptophyta; Magnoliopsida; Fagales; Juglandaceae
Product: protein RADIALIS-like 3
Exons: 2
Coding region: 108-413 (101 amino acids)
Molecular function (GO): DNA-binding transcription factor activity
Source: RefSeq, a predicted model, not a curated record